AUGAGAAGCGCUAGUGGCCGGCGCAAGCUCCAUCUCCAUCACGACUACUACGACGAUUACGAUCGAUCCAGGGCGUGCCGGCGAUGCUGCUGCAUUGGAUUCCUCCUCGUCGUCGUCCUAGCGGCGAUCGUCGCGCUCGUCCUCUUCCUCGUCCUGCGCCCCAGGCGGCCAGAUUUCUCCCUCCAGGACGCGCGCAUUGUCUCGUUUCGCGUCGAGCAGCCCGCGCCGCUCACCACUAGCGGCAUGGCGGUGCUGCUGUCCAUGGAUCUGGAGCUCACGCUGGCGGCGCACAAUCCCAACAAGGUCGGGAUCAGGUACUCGGCGACGCGGAUCUACAUCUACUACAGGCGGAAUUUCGUGGGAUUGGCGGUGGCUCCAGCGUUCUAUCAGCCGGCGCGCAGCAGCGGGCUCGUCCGGGCGUCGAUCGUCGUGGACAGGGUCAAUGUGCUCCAGGCGACGGCGGAGGAUCUGCUCCAGGACGCGGCCAGCGGGAUUGUGAAGCUGGAUCUGCGCGGGAAGAUCCCGGCGAGGAUCGUCGUGCUGGGAAUCCAGACGCCCCGGAUCGAGGUGGGGAUUUCUUGCGAGAUCGCUGUGAGCCCGCGGCAACAGCAGCUCGUGAGCAAGCAGUGCGGGGUGAAGAACGUUAAUCUCGACUAG
Molecule: messenger RNA, 657 nt
Organism: Selaginella moellendorffii
Lineage: Eukaryota; Viridiplantae; Streptophyta; Lycopodiopsida; Selaginellales; Selaginellaceae
Product: NDR1/HIN1-like protein 6
Exons: 2
Coding region: 1-657 (218 amino acids)
Cellular component (GO): plasma membrane
Source: RefSeq, a predicted model, not a curated record